GGAAGUGGCGGAUUAGCACCGGAUCUCUCCCGCUGCGAGCUCCGGAGGGAGGCAGGGACCAAGGGAGGCUGGGGCUGGAGCCGGAGACAAGGCCGCAGAGAGAGGAGGGCGGGGGUCGGGUUCCGGAGCAGCAGGGGAGGGGGCGGCAAAGCCGGAGAGGAAAGGCAAGGCAAGGCAAGGCAAGGGGGCUCCUGCCGCUGCUGCUGCUGCUGCUGCCGCAAAACGGGGGUCUUCCCCCUGGCGCCCUCCCCGCUCCGGCCGCUCGGCGGAAACUUUGUGCAGACUUCGGCGCUGGCUCCUCCUCCGCCGGCGCCCCGUCGAUGCGGCUGAUGGCGAGCUUUUAAGGCCGGAGAGCCCAGCGGUCGGACGGGGGUCUUGCCAGGGACAGGGGUCUCGAGAGGACCCGAGAACCGGAGGGAUUCGCCCUGCGAGGGAGAUGGGCUUCCCCUCGCCUUCUCCGCCUCCACCUCCGCCUCCCCCGCGCGCCCCUAGGCCCCCCUGGAUCCGGAGGGCGUCGGGGCUGGGCUGGGGGGGGCUUCUAGAGGGGGAGGGGAGGGGAGGGGCGGGAGGCGAAGCGCUCGGGCUCCGUGUCCGGCAGGAACUCUAGCAGCACCGGCAGCACCGGCGGCAGCAGCAGAGGCGGCGGCGAGGGAGGCAGGCCCAUGACCCCCCGCGGAAGAGGAGGAGGAGGAGGCGGCGGCGGCGGGAGCUGAGAAGGGGUCCGGACACCGAGGGCCGAACGAUUCGGGGCGACCCUCCCCUCGGCCUGCCCUCCCCUCCCCUCCUCCCUGGCUCCGGCCAUGACCUCCAGGGCAAAGGAGGGCAAGGCCACCGCCCCGCCACCGCCGCCCAGCGCCCAGGAGGGCCGCCCGAGCCCCUUGGACCAGCUCCCGCCGCCGGCGGCCAACUCCGCCAAGCCGCUGACCCCCUUCAGCAUCGCGGACAUCUUGGGCAAGCCCUGCGGCCGAAGAGACCCCGCGUCCGCCGCCACCGCCGCCUCCGCCCACCGGCUCCUGGACAACAAGGGCGCCUCCGGAGGGACCGGACCGGAUCGUAAUGGCCUCCCCGCCCCGGCCUCGCCGCUCUGCGCCCUCGAGGAGCUGGCCAGCAAGACCUUCCGGGGCCUCGAAGUCAACGUCCUCCAAGCGGCCGAAGGGCGGGACCCCCUGGGCGCCUUCGGGCCUCGUCCUCCGUCGAAGAAGCGGCGCAAGUCGCGGACGGCCUUCACCAACCACCAGAUCUUCGAGUUGGAGAAGCGCUUCCUCUACCAGAAGUACCUCUCUCCGGCCGACCGCGACCACAUCGCCGGGCAGCUGGGCCUCAGCAACGCCCAGGUCAUCACCUGGUUCCAGAACCGCCGCGCCAAGCUCAAGCGCGACCUGGAGGAGAUGAAGGCCGACGUGGAGUCCCUCAAGAAGCUGCCCCCGGCCGCCCUGGAGAAGCUGGCCUCCAUGCCCGACAGCCAGACCCCCGACCCAACGCCCGGCCCGGGGACCCCCGACCCGCGACCCAGGGAACCCUUCUCCGACGGAGAGGAAGCGGAGGAGGAGGAAGAGGAGGAGGAGGAAGAGGAGAUCGACGUCGGGGACUGAGCGCCGCCAGCCCCGGCCCUAGAGAACCGAGGGACCCCGGGAAGGGAGCCUUGGCCGGACCCCCGCCCCCCCUCCCGAGGCCAGGAGACCCCCCUCCGGACAGUGUUCCCCUUCUUUCUCCCCCGGCAGUCCCCCCAAAGAUCGCCAGGGGCAAUCCCCCCUAGUCUCCAGACUCUGCCCCAAACCUUCUGCCCCCCAAUACCUUACCCCUUACCCCCUCCCUCCCUCCUUCGGCCCCCCAGGGGGAGGCUUGGUGCAAUUUUUAAAACUUAAUUUUAUGAUUAUUGCUAUUAUUAUUAUUAUUAUUAUUAUUACUACUCCGUGGUGGUGGUCGUGGUCCUGUCCCCGUGGCUGUCGUGGCUGUCUGUCUCGGCGUGUUCGUGGUUUUGCCUUUUCUCCCGGGGGAGCAGGACCGGGAGACCCCCCCAGGAACACGUGGAGGGGCGCCCCUCACCCCAUUUCGGCACAUUCCCAAAGAGGCCGAGGCACCCCCCCAAUAGAGACUGCCCUCUUCCUCUCUGACGCCCCCCACUGGGAAGAUGGCUGCCCCCCGCCCUUGAGAAGGGGAAGGGCUCCUGGUCUGGGGGGUCCUCUCCCGCCCCUCCCCCCCUCGGUGGCCUGUGUGUGUAUAUAUUUGGA
Sceloporus undulatus (fence lizard) is the source of this 2231-nucleotide messenger RNA. It is a transcript of the gene LBX2, whose product is annotated as ladybird homeobox 2. The transcript is spliced from 2 exons. Gene Ontology annotation, biological process: regulation of DNA-templated transcription. The record is from RefSeq and is a predicted model, not a curated record. Bases 801 to 1592 code for a protein of 263 amino acids. Gene Ontology annotation, molecular function: DNA binding; DNA-binding transcription factor activity, RNA polymerase II-specific. NCBI's taxonomy places the organism in Eukaryota, Metazoa, Chordata, Lepidosauria, Squamata, Phrynosomatidae.